UUUAUUAUUGUCUUCACGCCUUUGACCUCUUCUUGUUAUAGCUUUCCACAUAUUUUCCUCCAUAAAACCUCUCCGAAUCCAUCGCUUCCACUUUAUAGUUUUUGUUAAUUUUGUUAAUCUCUCAUUAAAUUCUUUUACUCUGUUCCAUCCCCUUCGACAAAUGAAGAUGGAAUCAGCUGAGAUUUCCAAUGGAAUCUCAGAAAAUACCCACAAUCCUUCUCCAGAUAAUAUUUCAAAUUCAAAUGAAGAGGCCGUUGAAAAUUCAAUUCAAAGUAAAAGUGAUUCAGUGGGGAUCAUCCAACCUCAUUCACACCUUCCAAAGCCUGAACCUCCUCCUGGCCUUUCACCAGAAUCGCCUCCUGCUCCUCAAGUUACAGAGAAUUCAAUCAUGCACUUGCCUACAAUCGGUAAAUUUAUCCGUGAACGAAGCAACAACUUCUCUGCUGCAAUCGCCAGAAAAAUCUCUUCUAUCAAAGAAAACAUCGAUGAAGACGCAUGGUCAGAAACUGCAACGAACAAAUCCGACGAGGUAACUCAGUUCAACCUCUCUGGACUCAAAGUUAUAGUAAAGCUUAAGAACGAAGAUGAAGAUGACAAUAUAAAUAUAAACGGCCAUGAUAUAAAAGGCCGCAUAAGCUUCUUUUCAAGAUCCAACUGCAGAGAUAGCACAGCUGUUCGGACUUUUUUUAGACAAAAAAGAUUGAAAUUCGUUGAAAUUAACAUCGACGUCUAUCCAAAACGAGAAAAAGAGUUGAUUCAAAGAACAGGAUCUUCUCAGGUGCCGCAGAUAUUCUGCAACGAUAAGCUGUUUGGAGGCUUGGUGGCUUUGAAUUCUCUGAGGAACAGUGGGAAUUUUGACCAGCGUUUUAGGGAAAUGCUAGGGAAGAAAUGUUCCAGUGAUGCACCUGCACCACCCGUCUAUGGUUUUGAUGAUGAUCAUGAUGAUGAAUCCAUGGAUGAUUUGCUCGAUAUUAUCAGAGUGUUAAGACAAAAGUUGCCAAUUCAGGACCGUCUGAUGAAGAUGAAGAUUGUCAAGAACUGCUUUGCUGGAAGCGAGAUGGUGGAGGUGUUGCUCCACCACCUGGAUUGCAGCAGGAGCAAGGGUAUUGAGAUUGGAAAGCAACUGAGCAAGAAGCAUUUUAUCCAUCAUGUUUUCGGAGAAAAAGAUUUUGAAGAUGGAAACCAUUUCUAUCGUUUCCUAGAGCAUGAACCCUAUAUUCCAAAAUGCUAUAAUUUUAGAGGAUGCACAAAUGAUUUUGAGCCUAAGACUGCCAGUUUUGUUGCACAAAGACUAAACAAGAUAAUGUCUGCCAUACUUGAGUCUUACGCCUCUGAUGAUAGAUGCCAUGUUGAUUAUGUUGCCAUCAGCAAAAGUGAGGAAUUUCGAAGAUAUGUUAAUUUAGCUCAAGAUCUUCAAAGGGUGAACCUAUUUACACUUUCAGCAGAUGAGACAUUAGCCUUCUUCUUGAACUUGUACAAUGCCAUGGUAAUCCAUGCUAUAAUUAGGAUAGGUCACCCAGAGGGAGUAAUUGAAAGGAAAACCUUCUUCUCUGAUUUCCAAUAUGUAGUUGGAGGGUAUCCCUAUUCCUUGGGUACAAUAAAGAAUGGAAUCCUCAGAAUCAAUCGGAGGGAUACCUACUCCUUAGUGAAGCCCUUUGCCUCUGGAGACAAGCGCCUAGAGCUCGCUCCUGAGAAACUGAAUCCUUUAAUCCACUUUGGACUAUGCAAUGGAACAAAAUCAAGUCCCACUGUGAGGUUUUUCACAUCCCAGGGAGUUGAAGCUGAACUAAGAUUUGCCACAAGAGAAUUCUUUCAAAGGGGUGGAAUGGAAGUGAAUUUGGAUAAGAGGACGGUUUAUCUCACUCGGAUUACGAAGUGGUUCAGUUCGGAUUUUGCACAGGACAAAGGAAUCCUCAAGUGGGUAGUCAAAUAUCUGGAUGCAACCAGGGCUGGUCUCUUGACUCACCUGUUGAGCGAUGGGGGUCCCAUAAAUGUUGUAUACCAGAACUAUGAUUGGUCAAUCAAUUCCUACCCAUCAUUUGAAAAGUAUAGGGAAAAAAUAUAGUACUAGAGGUUGUGUUCGUUAUAAGGGAUAAUUCUGUAUAUAAGAUCUUCAAAGGUGAACACCUGGUGUCCUCAGUCAUGAGCAGCUGUUUUGAAAUGAAAAUAGAAUGGCUAAGAGUGAUUUAA
Molecule: messenger RNA, 2190 nt
Organism: Mangifera indica (mango)
Lineage: Eukaryota; Viridiplantae; Streptophyta; Magnoliopsida; Sapindales; Anacardiaceae
Exons: 6
Coding region: 161-2065 (634 amino acids)
Biological process (GO): intracellular signal transduction
Source: RefSeq, a predicted model, not a curated record